Molecule: messenger RNA, 2065 nt
Organism: Hibiscus syriacus
Lineage: Eukaryota; Viridiplantae; Streptophyta; Magnoliopsida; Malvales; Malvaceae
Product: cyclic dof factor 3-like
Exons: 2
Coding region: 208-1689 (493 amino acids)
Biological process (GO): regulation of DNA-templated transcription
Molecular function (GO): DNA-binding transcription factor activity; DNA binding
Source: RefSeq, a predicted model, not a curated record
GGCCACAAGAACUUGUGGCUGAGAAUCAAACCAUGGUGAUGUCGUGGCAUCCACCUCUCAUUUAUACCCAUCCUGAAAACCUCAACGCACUUCAAAACAAUUUACCAAACCCAAAAAAGAAAAAAAAUUCACCACCUACGAAUUGUCUUAGCUGCUUUUUUUGAUAUUGUUUUUCUCUCUAGUGUGUCUUGUUCGGUUGUUGAGAAAAUGCAAGAAACUAAAGACCCCGGGAUCACGUUGUUUGGUCAGAAGAUUCAGUUUCCUGCUGUUGGAGCGGAGGUUUCGACUAUCUCUGUUGGUGAAUUCGACAAGGCAGUAGUAGAGGAUGAAGAGGGCGAUGAAUUUAUUGAUGAUGAACAAGGAGAAGAAGAUGAAGAAGAAGUGGAAGAGAAAACAGAGCAGGAUUCUUUAGCAGGGAAGAUUGCUGAUACUGAACAAGAAGAUGACGUCCACGCUUCGUAUAGAGAGGAAUCGGAAAAUAAUCCGGAAGCAUCGCCGGAGACUAAUGUAAACCCGAAAACUCCCUCGAUCGACGAAGAAAAUGGAAAAUCGAAGACCGGAAAGGCCGAUAAAGAACGAAGUGAUGGUACCAAGUCACAGGAGAAAACACUUAAAAAGCCUGAUCAGAUACUUCCAUGUCCCCGCUGCAAUAGCAUGGAUACAAAAUUUUGCUACUACAAUAAUUAUAAUAUUAAUCAGCCUCGUCAUUUCUGCAAAGCCUGCCAAAGAUACUGGACCGCAGGCGGUACGAUGAGGAAUGUACCGGUGGGAGCUGGUCGUCGUAAGAACAAGAACUCUGCUUCGCACUAUCAACACAUCUCGAUAUCGGAGGUUCUUCAAGCUGCUCGAAUGGAUGCUCCUAAUGCAGGACAUCAUCCUGCAUUGAAAAGCAAUGGCAGGGUCCUUAGUUUCGGCCUAGAUGCACCCAUAUGUGAUUCCAUGGAUUCUGUCUUAAACCUUGGGGAGAAAAAGGUUCUUAAUGGUACCCGAAAUGGAUUUCAUGGCCUCGAAGAACAAAGGGUUUCAGUCGCAAACAGACGGGAAAACGGUGAUGAUUGCUCGAGUGGAUCUUCCAUCACAGUUUCGAACUCGAUGGAGGGAGGUAGAAACUGCAUUCAAGAAAAUAUGGUGGGGAAUAUUAACGGCUUUCCUUCACAGGUCCCUUGUUUACCUGGUGUUUCUUGGCAUUAUCCAUGGAAUUCUGCAGUGCCUCCACCGGCAUUUUGCCCGUCUGGAUUUCCCAUGUCGUUCUACCCUGCCGCAGCUUAUUGGAACUGUGGGAUUCCCGGCACUUGGAACGUUCCUUGGAUGUCUCCUCAGUCAUCCUCCACUGCUUCAAACCAGAAGGCUCCAACUUCGGGUUCAAAUUAUCCGACGUUAGGGAAACAUUCAAGGGAAGGGGACACAACUGCUAAAUUAGAUGAUUCAGAAAAACACAAGCCAACAAAACAGAAGAACGGAAGCGUUUUGGUUCCGAAAACAUUAAGGAUCGAUGAUCCAAGUGAAGCGGCAAAAAGUUCAAUAUGGGCAACACUCGGGAUCAAGAACGAAUCACUUAGCGGGGGAGGGCUUUUCAAGGCCUUCCAUUCAAAGAGUGAUGAAAAGAAUCAUGUAGCUGAAGCAUCACCAGUAUUGAGAGCAAACCCAGCAGCAUUGUCAAGAUCCCUCAACUUCCACGAGAGCUCUUGAAAGCUAGGUGCUUGAUAUAGGCCUUAAAUACUUAGGAACCACUUACUGGCGUCGUCUUGUUGGAUCAGUUCAGGAGUUAGCUGCCUGAGACAAAGACCAGAGACCGGAAAGGAUUGGAAAAGGAAAAAAAGGAGGGUGUAAUCCCCUUUUCUUUUUCUCCUCUGUAGGAUGAGAAGCUCAGGGAAAACUAAUUCUCUUCAUGUAACAGUACAAUAAACAGUAAAUAUAUAUGCCUUUUGAUUUUUACUUGGGUUGCUCAGUUUGUAUUGAUGUAUAUAUCUCUAUAUAUGUAAAAUACCAUGACGGUAUUGGAGAAUUAUCCUUUAGAUAUAUUGAACUAAAUUUUCAUACUGAAGCAGUGGAAGUCUUUUUCCUC